ACAAUUGUAUGACUGAUUUUAACUUCUUAAGGAUUGCACUAUUGAAGAAAUUUCAUGUUGAAAUUCUUAAAUUCCACGUGACAUUGUAGGUCCACCAAAAGUGAGUUAAGCAACUUCACAAUUGUUAAACCAUUAAAAAUACUAGAAAUAACUUGGCCAUAAAAUAGAACCUUAAAAAAGUCUUUUUUUAAGGGAAUAAAAAUCAUUCUUUGAACGAGUUACAAAAAAGAUCUUUACCAGGACAAGGUACCUUAUCAAAUGCCAAACAACCUCGUCAUGUCAUCUCUUUCACAGUAAAGCACACAAACCUUAAAAAGUAUCUUUCAAUGAUCCUUGCACCAUUUUCCACACCUAAGCCAAGGAAUGGCAUCAUUUCUUCUUUUUGACAUUUUUCUCUUUCAUGUUCAUUCAUAACAUCCUUUUAUAUUCUUUAAACGAUUCCUUUCUACAUACAUUUCCAAAUUCCUUGCUUUUCUUUUCAGCUUCAGCUUUCCCUUUUGUAUAUAACACAGUACCAACAGUUUCUAUUUCCAUCCAACUAACUUAACGUCCACUACAUUCACAUCUACAUCCAAAUCGAAACUCACCAUGUUGAAGAAAUUUGGCAGAAAGAUUGAAAGAGAAGUUACAAGACCCUUCAAACAUAGAUCACGGCCAAGACCAUCCCUGCCGCCACCACCUCCUCCACCACCACCACCUCCGCCACCUCCUCCUCCACCACCCCCACCCCCGCCGCCACUGUCACCAUCACCACCACCACCAUCACCUCCUCCCAAGCAAACAAAUACUCCUUUUCUCUUCCCUCAAACUCAUUCCACAGUUCUCCCUGACCCUUCUACUUUCUUCUCUCCAAACCUUCUCUCUUCUCCUCUCCCUACAAACUCUUUCUUCCAAAACUAUGUUCUCCAAAAUGGGGACACACCUGAGUACAUUCACCCUUACCUCAUCAAAUCCUCAAAUUGCUCUCUCUCCCUCUCAUACCCUUCUCUCACCUUCAACUCUUCUUUCAUUACACAGGUUUUCAACCCUGACAUCACCAUCUCCUCAUCAGAGACCAAAACUACCCCAGGCUCACACACAAAGCACAUCAUCUCUUCCUUCAGUGAUCUCAGUGUUACUUUGGACAUUCCCUCUUCAAACCUCAGAUUCUUCCUUGUGAGGGGAAGCCCUUUUGUGACAGCUUCAGUGACAUGUUCCACACCACUUUCCAUCACCACCAUGCAUGCCAUUCUUUCCCUCGCAUCCAAUAACUCCCUCACCAAACACACCCUGCAGCUCAACAAUGGCCAAACAUGGAUCAUGCACACUUCUUCCCCCAUCAGUUUAAACCAUGGUAUUUCUGAGAUUACUUCUGAUGAAUUUUCUGGCAUAAUUAGGAUAGCGAUGUUGCCUGAUUCUGACCCCAAGUAUGAGGCAAUCCUCAAUAGGUUCAGCUCUUGUUAUCCUGUGUCCGGGGAUGCAACAUUCACAAAGCCAUUCUGUGUGGAGUAUAAAUGGGAAAAGAAGGGGUGGGGGGAGUUGCUAAUGCUAGCUCACCCUCUUCACCUUCAGCUUUUGUGUGAUAAUGAUUGUGGUGUGACUGUGCUACAUGAUUUGAAAUAUACAAGCAUUGAUGGAGAGCUUGUUGGUGUUGUUGGAGACUCGUGGCUGUUGAACACAAAUCCGAUUUCAGUUACUUGGCAUUCCACCAGAGGUAUCAAAGAGGAAUUCCAUGAGGAGAUUGUUUCAGCGCUUUCGGAAGAUGUGGAUGCUUUGAAUCCCUUGGGAGUAACAACAACAUCAUGUUAUUUUUAUGGAAAAAUUAUAGCAAGGGCAGCAAGGUUAGCACUGAUAGCUGAAGAGGUGUCUUUUCUUGAUGUCAUGCCAGCAAUUAAGAAGUUUUUGAAGGAGGCCAUUGAGCCAUGGUUGGAUGAAACUUUUAGUGGAAAUGGUUUUCUCUAUGAUGGGAAAUGGGGAGGUAUUAUUACUAAACAAGGGUCUAAAGAUUCAGGUGCAGAUUUUGGGUUUGGUGUUUAUAAUGAUCAUCAUUACAAUUUGGGGUACUUCCUUUAUGGAAUUGCAGUGCUUGCACAGAUUGAUCCAGCUUGGGGAAGGAAGUACAAGCCUCAAGCCUAUUCACUUAUGGCAGAUUUCAUGAACUUGGGAAGAAAAUCAAACUCUAGUUACACACGUUUGAGGUGUUUUGAUCUUUAUAAACUGCACUCUUGGGCUGGAGGGUUAACUGAAUUUGCAGAUGGAAGAAAUCAGGAGAGUACUAGUGAAGCUGUGAAUGCAUAUUAUUCUGCAGCAUUGAUGGGUCUGGCAUAUGGUGACACUCAACUUAUUGCCACUGGAUCAACCCUUGCAGCAUUGGAAAUUCAUGCAGCUCAGAUGUGGUGGCAUGUGGGAGAGGGAAAGAAAACGUAUGAGGAAGAAUUUACCAAAGAGAACAAAGUGGUAAGUGUUGUUUGGUCCAACAAGAGAGAUAGUGGACUAUGGUUUGCACCUGCUCAGUGGAGAGAGUGCAGACUUGGUAUUCAUGUUUUACCAUUGUCUCCAAUUACUGAGGCCUUGUUCUCAAAUGUUAGUUAUGUGAAGGAGCUUGUGGAGUGGACAUUGCCUAAUUUGAAUAGGAAAGGUGUUGGAGAAGGGUGGAAGGGAUUUAUCUAUGCAAUGGAAGGAACUUAUGACAAAGAAAGUGCACUACAAAAGGUAAGAAGCUUGAAAGCUUUUGAUGAUGGAAACUCAAUGACUAAUCUUUUGUGGUGGAUUCACAGCAGGGGUGAUGUGGAUGAAGAAUUUGGUCAUGGAAAACAUUGCUGGUUUGGCCAUUAUUGCCAUUAAACAUUGUUAGCGUGUGAAAGUUCAUAAUUCGUAUCAUUGUAAAGAUGUAGUUAAUUAAUCUCUUUAUACAACACAAAAAUGUGUUCUAAUGAGUUAUUUAAUCAAUAUUAACAAGAAUAACCUUUACAUGA
Cajanus cajan (pigeon pea) is the source of this 2954-nucleotide messenger RNA. RefSeq names its product glucan endo-1,3-beta-D-glucosidase. The record is from RefSeq and is a predicted model, not a curated record. Lineage: Eukaryota; Viridiplantae; Streptophyta; Magnoliopsida; Fabales; Fabaceae. Gene Ontology annotation, molecular function: endo-1,3(4)-beta-glucanase activity.